This is a messenger RNA of Chanos chanos (milkfish), 390 nucleotides long. It is a transcript of the gene natd1, whose product is annotated as protein NATD1. Bases 58 to 390 code for a protein of 110 amino acids. Lineage: Eukaryota; Metazoa; Chordata; Actinopteri; Gonorynchiformes; Chanidae. The transcript has 3 exons. The record is from RefSeq and is a predicted model, not a curated record.
CCGUGGCACACUGACACGCAGCGUCAUCCUGGCAGCAGGCAGAGAAAGACAGAGAUUAUGGCACAGGCUGCUCAGAUGAACGUCCUCGAAAUCAACACUCCGAUUCGGGUGGAGCACGACAAAAAACGACGACAAUUCACCAUUCGACUCAACGGUUCUCACGACCGGGCAGUGCUACUGUAUGAAUACGUGGGCAAGAAAACGGUGGAUUUGCAGCACACCGAAGUUCCUGACGCGUACAGGGGACGAGGCAUUGCCAAACACCUGGCUAAGGCUGCCAUGGACUUUGUGGUAGAGGAGGAUCUAAAGGCCCACCUGACCUGCUGGUACAUUCAGAAAUACGUCAAAGAAAACCCACACCCCCACUAUCUGGAACACAUCCUUCACUGA